AUGUCGGACGAUGUUCGAGCUGCCACGCCGUCAACGGCUUCGGGCAGCUACCGCUUGAAGACACACGAGCUGGCGCCUGUUCUCCUCCCCAGGCCUCGGGCAUCCUCCUUACCUUCUUCACUUGUCCGUGCAGAGCGAAAGGCGUUCGAUGCAGAGCCCCCUCGUGGAGUACGUGGCUCGAUCAUUCGAGGAAAUCCGCCUCAUCGAGGUCGAAAUGUGCUUGAGUCUGCUGCUUUCGACCCAUUCAUCCACUCCGAAAGCUUCAAGUUGCUGCUGCAGAACCCAGAGAAUAGUAGAAUACGACGCGAGAGUCCUAGAGCUGUGACGGAGUUUUAUCAGUGGGUGUCGCAGCAUUUCCACCAACUUGUGCGCACGUUUCGAUCGCUGGGUAUGAUCGAUGCAGAAACAGCGACCUCAACUACCGCCUGGAGACGUAUACUACGACACGCGACUGUGCUCUCAGCGACGCCAGGCGAGACGAUCGCAGCGCAGAGUACGACACGUACCGAGAGCGUAUAUUUCCUUCUUAACGGACAAUGCGAGCUCUCGUUCCGACCAGUCCUUGUACCGGAUGACAAGAUACCGUCUACUCCAUCAACUUUACCGAGGAUGUCCACAGGAGUGGUACAUCAUCCUGCUCUACCAGUACGAGAGCUUACCGCGGGUGAUUGUUUCGGCCUCGAUGCUGCAGUGUUCGGCUGCGAAUACCAUCUCUCAACCGCCACAGCAGGAAGUGCCCGACAGCGGAAUCUCCUGGGUCUUCGAGAAAAUGCGCUCACACACGUUCUGUGCUUGCCGUACUGCGUCGUUCAGCAGCUCCAGCGUCGACACCAAGUCGGCAUCACACGGCUACCACCGUCCGCUAUCUCUUUCGCACCAGAAGCAGAAAGGUUUCUACGCAACACGUUCCUCUUUCGAUCGAUGGCAGACUCCUCUCGACGCUUUCUAGCGGCUCAUUUACACCCAGUUACCAUCGAGCAACAGGAAUAUCUCUUCACUCCUGGCCAACCAGUACGCGUGUUCCUCGUGAUCUCCGGACAACUCACUCUAGGAUCUCCUCGCCAAGGAAGCAAGCAAGAGCCAGAUCUGGAACUAGAACUGCUACAGACUCAUGAUUCUGUCGGAAUAGCGGAGACCUUGCGACUGGCAAUGUCGUUUGAACGGUACUGCGCUGUGACGUCAGUACACGGUGCACGAGCGUAUAGUUUGCCCUCGACCGUGUUGCUCAUGGUCUUGGCACAAGAAUCCUCGUCCUUGAAGCUGUUUCAGGAGUGGACAACACACCGAAGAGCCUGCUCAGCGACGCAGUAA
Phytophthora infestans T30-4 is the source of this 1311-nucleotide messenger RNA. RefSeq lists its product as uncharacterized. Bases 1 to 1311 code for a protein of 436 amino acids. The record is from RefSeq and is a predicted model, not a curated record. The transcript has 3 exons. NCBI's taxonomy places the organism in Eukaryota, Oomycota, Peronosporomycetes, Peronosporales, Peronosporaceae.